Molecule: messenger RNA, 2322 nt
Organism: Marmota monax (woodchuck)
Lineage: Eukaryota; Metazoa; Chordata; Mammalia; Rodentia; Sciuridae
Gene: Foxo6
Product: forkhead box O6
Exons: 2
Coding region: 415-2094 (559 amino acids)
Biological process (GO): regulation of transcription by RNA polymerase II
Cellular component (GO): nucleus
Molecular function (GO): RNA polymerase II cis-regulatory region sequence-specific DNA binding; DNA-binding transcription factor activity, RNA polymerase II-specific
Source: RefSeq, a predicted model, not a curated record
GCGGCGGCGCGGGCUCCGGCACGGGCUCGGGCUCCGGCAUGGUGCAAUCGAGACUCGUCCCGGGAGAGCGGGGCCCGUGCGCGGGGCCGGCGCCCGGGGAGUGGCGGCAGCGGCGGUGGCGGUGGUGGCUGCAGGCGCAGGCAGGCGGCAGGUGCUAAAAGCGGGGCUGGGCGAGGUGUGUACCCUCUGGGCUCCCGGGCCGCCGCCCCCUCACUGUCCGGGUUUGUCCUUCUUUUCGUGCUCCCCAGUGUGUCCAGCCCCCUGCCUCCGCGUCCCGGCCCAUGGCGCCCCGCGGUUGAGCCGGCGCCGCCAGGGACCCCUCCCGUGGGCCUCCCCGGGGCGCGCAGAUCCCGGAGCCGCCCGCCCAGCCUCCGCGGAGCCUCCCUCCCCUCUUCGCCCGAGUCGGGCGGGACCAUGGCCGCGAAGCUGCGAGCGCAUCAGGUGGACGUGGACCCGGACUUCGCGCCGCAGAGCCGGCCGCGCUCCUGUACCUGGCCCCUGCCGCAGCCCGACUUGGCCGGCGACGAGGACAGAGCUCUGGGCGCAGGGGUGGCCGAGGGCGCUGAGGACUGCGGGCCGGAGCGCCGGGCUACGGCCCCGGCAAUGGCCCCAGCGCCGCCGCUGGGCGCGGAGGUCGGACCGCUGCGGAAAGCAAAGAGCUCCCGGCGGAACGCGUGGGGGAACCUGUCCUAUGCCGACCUCAUCACCAAAGCCAUCGAGAGCGCCCCGGACAAGCGGCUCACGCUCUCGCAGAUCUACGACUGGAUGGUCCGCUACGUGCCCUACUUCAAGGAUAAAGGCGACAGCAACAGCUCGGCAGGCUGGAAGAACUCCAUCCGGCACAACCUGUCGCUGCACACCCGUUUCAUCCGCGUGCAGAACGAGGGCACUGGCAAAAGUUCCUGGUGGAUGCUGAAUCCUGAGGGUGGAAAGACGGGAAAGACCCCGCGGCGCAGGGCUGUGUCCAUGGACAACGGGGCCAAGUUCCUUCGCAUCAAGGGCAAGGCAAGCAAGAAGAAGCAGCUGCAGGCGCCCGAGCGAAGCCCCGACGACAGCCCUCCGGGCGCGCCUGUCCCUGGGCCUGUGCCUGUCGCGGCCAAGUGGGCCGCCAGCCCGGCCUCGCACACCAGCGACGACUACGAGGCGUGGGCCGACUUCCGCGGCAGCGGGAGACCCCUGCUUGGGGAGGCUGCCGAGCUGGAGGACGACGAGGCCCUGGAGGCCCUGGCGCCGUCAUCGCCGCUCAUGUACCCGAGCCCAGCGAGCGCGCUCUCGCCGGCUUUGGGUGCGCGCUGCCCGGGGGAGCUGCCACGCCUGGCAGAGCUGGGAGGCCCGUUAGGCCUGCACGGCGGCGGCGGCGCGGGGCUGCCGGAGGCCCUGCUGGACGGCGCGCAGGACGCGUUCGGGCAGCGAGCCCGCGCCGGGACGCCUGCCUACUUCGGCGGCUGCAAAGGCGGUGCCUAUGGCGGGGGAGGGGGCUACGGGCCGCCAGCGCUGGGCGCGCUGCGGCGCCUGCCUAUGCAGACCAUCCAGGAGAACAAGCAGGCCAGCUUCGCGCCGGCCGCCGCGCCCUUCCGUCCCGGAGCGCUGCCCACCCUGCUGCCGCCGCCGCCGCCCGCGCCGAGGCCCAGCCCGGUGCUGGGCGCGCCCGGGGAGAUGGCGCUGACAGGUGCGGCAGCCGCCUACCCCGGCAAGGGGACGGCCCCGUACGCGCCGCCGGCGCCCUCGCGCAGUGCCUUAGCCCACCCCAUCAGCCUUAUGACGCUGCCCGGAGACGCGGGCGCCACAGGCCUGGCACCACCUGGCCAUGCCGCCGCCUUUGGGGGCCCGCCCGGUGGCCUCCUACUGGACGCGCUGCCCGGGCCAUAUGCGGCCGCAGCCGCCGGGCCGUUGGGUGCUGCGCCGGACCGAUUCCCGGCGGACCUGGACCUCGACAUGUUCAGCGGGAGUCUUGAGUGUGACGUCGAGUCCAUCAUCCUCAACGACUUCAUGGACAGCGACGAAAUGGACUUCAAUUUUGAUUCAGCCCUGCCUCCACCGCCGCCCGGCCUGGCCGGGGCCCCGCCUCCUAACCAGAGCUGGGUUCCGGGCUGAGGACCGCCUCCUGCGUCCUGGGUGCCCGGGUCCCUUCCCCAGGGGGCCUCUGUCUUCCCAUCCUGAUCCCCGGGUCCCCAGCCCCAAUCCAGCUCCACGGGGAGGAUCCAGGAGGCAGCCCCAGCCCUGCUAAGACAUCCCUCAGAAGCUGACCACAGAGAGAAGAGAGAGGGAGGGGCUGGGGCACCCCACCUUUCCUGCCCCACCUCCUGAGACCCGCUCCCCCUC